This is a messenger RNA of Pteronotus mesoamericanus, 1245 nucleotides long. RefSeq names its product MEF2 activating motif and SAP domain containing transcriptional regulator (gene MAMSTR). NCBI's taxonomy places the organism in Eukaryota, Metazoa, Chordata, Mammalia, Chiroptera, Mormoopidae. Gene Ontology annotation, cellular component: nucleus. Gene Ontology annotation, biological process: regulation of transcription by RNA polymerase II. The coding region runs from base 1 to 1245 and encodes 414 amino acids. The record is from RefSeq and is a predicted model, not a curated record. The transcript has 9 exons. Gene Ontology annotation, molecular function: transcription coregulator activity.
AUGACCCUGGCGGCUUCCUCCCAGCGCUCCCAAAUCAUUCGCUCCAAGUUCCGAUCUGUCCUCCAGCUUCGGAUCCACAGACGGUGUGGGGACCCGAUCUCCGAUCCAGAUCCCUGGAUCUCAGCCUCAGGCCUGGCUCUGACCCCCACCCCAGCCUCACUCUUGGGCCCUGCCGCUUUCCUCUCCAGUCCUGGGGUCCUGCACCACGAGUCACAGCGCUGCCCUUGGAAGUCCUUGAAAAAGGAGUCUUCCAAGAUCUCCCAACAUUGGAGGGAGGCCAAGCCCAAGGGGAACUUGACAUACCACCAGUACAGGCCCCCAGAGCCAAGACAAAGGUCUAGGGCAGACCCCCAGGCCAAAGGGUCGGCCGAGGGACCCCCUGGGCCACCUCUGUGCGAAGAGAUGAAAUCACAGCAGCCACCUUCUAGGAUGAAGCCCACUCCCUUCCCUCCCUCCCUCCCAGGAGUCUCCAAUCCCUCUCCUCCUCCGCACAAGUUGGAACUUCAGACCCUUAAAUUGGAGGAGCUGACGGUCUCAGAGCUCCGGCAGCAGCUGCGCCUGCGGGGCCUCCCGGUGUCCGGAACCAAGUCGAUGCUCCUGGAGCGCAUGCGCGGAGGGGCCCCGUCCCGCGAGCGGCAGAAGCCUAGGCGCGAGGAAUGUCCCGCGGGGGCUCCCUGGCCACGCCUCAGGCCUAAGGCCCUCGUAGCCGCCCGACGGCAGGGCUCGUCCAAGCCAAGCCCAGAAUCUCCCCGGCCGCCUGUUCCUCGUGGUGCGGGAAGCCUCGUGACCGCUGCGGCUCCGUCUCCGUCUCCGACUCCGGUUCCAGCGCUGACCUCUUCCUCAGCACCAGCCUCGGCAGCCCUGACCCUGGAGGAUGAGCUGCAGGAAGCGAUCCGGAGGGCACAGUUGCUUCCGAACCACGGCAUCGAUGACAUCCUGGAGGAUCAGGCGGAGCCUGAUGACCUGCUGCCCCCUAUCCCCCUGGACUUCCCCGGCUCUUUUGAUGUGCUGUCCCCCUCCCCAGACUCCGAAGGCCUCUCAUCUCUCUUCUCUUCCUCGCUCCCGUCCCCCACAAACUCCCCAUCCCCACCUCCCAGGGGCCCCAUGGACUCCUUGGACUGGCUGGAAGCUCUGAGUGGGGGUCCUCCACUGGGCUGUGGUCCCCCAGCCCCCAGCAUCUUCUCUGCUGAUCUAUCUGACUCCAGUGGCACCCGGCUGUGGGACCUGCUGGAGGGUCCAUGGUGA